Cylas formicarius (sweet potato weevil) is the source of this 1857-nucleotide messenger RNA. Its product is annotated as senecionine N-oxygenase-like. Bases 334 to 1587 code for a protein of 417 amino acids. The record is from RefSeq and is a predicted model, not a curated record. Gene Ontology annotation, molecular function: NADP binding; flavin adenine dinucleotide binding; N,N-dimethylaniline monooxygenase activity. The transcript has 5 exons. NCBI's taxonomy places the organism in Eukaryota, Metazoa, Arthropoda, Insecta, Coleoptera, Brentidae.
GCUGAAGCAAAAAAAAAACGAAUGAGAAAUUAAAAUACAAAUCGAAUUUAAAAAAAAAAAGGACAACGCUCCAAAAUCAAAACGUAGACGUCGUAUACGCCUCGGUGUGUUUUUCUAGUGUAUAACGCAACGCAAACGUCAAGUUACAGUAUUACAACACUGCAUCGAUAUAAACGAGUGCCGCGCGUUUUGAACGUGUCCAUUCGAAUUGUGACUUUCGUGCCGAAAGGAAUUUCAUGAGUUUAUUUUUCACCGCUGCCAUUUUUCUCUGUUCUCUCCACCCGCUUGUCGCGUCUUAUUCUUUUAUAAUUUUAAAAUAAAUUGAAAAAAAAAAUGCGCGUUGCUAUCAUCGGAGCCGGUGCGGCGGGAUUGGCCUCCGCCAGACAUAUUUCCAACACUUCGGAUUUUUCUCUGGAUGUGUUCGAAAUGGGUGCCAGACCGGGUGGUACCUGGGUUUAUACGGACGACGUGGGCCAAGACAGAUACGGAUAUCCGGUCUACUCUGCGAUGUACAAGGGACUAAAGACGAAUUUACCGAAGGAGGUUAUGGGCUUUCCAGAUUUCCCGAUUCCCGAGCAGUCCAGAUCUUACCUAACUCAAGCCGAAAUAUUGAAUUUCCUGGAACUCUACGCCGCAAAGUUCGAUUUGAUGAGAUAUAUCAAGUUGAACACCAUGGUCACCGAGGUACGCCCGGAAGGGAACCUGUGGAAAAUAACGUCCGUUCACAAACCCACCAGAAAGGAAUCCACCGAAUUAUAUGACGCUGUCAUGAUCUGCAACGGUCACUACAACGAUCCAAUUUUUCCCAACAUCCCGGGACAGGAAUUGUUCUCUGGCAGCAUCGACCACAGCCACAAUUUCCGUGAUGCAGAAAGGUUCAAGGGCAAGAGGGUAUUGGUGGUAGGAGCCGGACCUUCUGGAUUGGAUCUGACUCUUCAAGCUUCAACAGUUGCCGAAUAUGUAGUUCUAAGUCACCACUCUUCGGAACCGAUCAAUACGCAAUACCCACCCAACGUCGAACUAAGGCCCGACGUAAAACGCGUCAUUGAAUUCAACAAGGUGGAAUUCGUUGAUGGUACUUGUUGUUGUUUCGACGAGAUACUACAUUGUACCGGCUAUAGAUAUAGUUUCCCGUUCCUGCACGAAUCAUGCGGCAUCAGCGUCGACGAGAACCACAUCGAACCCCUCUACAAACACAUGAUCCAUAUCGACAGACCCAACAUGUGUUUCAUCGGAAUACCAUUCAAUGUAUGCGCCUUCCAAAUGUUCGACUUGCAGGCAAGAUACUUCUGCAAAGUUCUAGAUGGGUCUUUGAGUUUACCAUCGACCACAGAUAUGAGACUGCAUACCGAGAAGGACAUGCGGAACAGGUGGGCAAAGGGGUAUACCAAAAGGCAGGCACACAUGAUGGGGCCAGAUCAGCAGUCGUAUUACGACGAUUUGGCUGCUGCAGCUAGCACCACCCCCAUAGCUCCCGUAAUGGUGAAACUCAGAGACUUGAGUGUGAAGAAACUCUACAAUGACUUCCUCAACUUUAGGCAAGACAGAUACAAGAUUCUAGACGAACACAACUUUGUUAAGGUGUAGAAUUAAGUAUACUUAACUGGUGUAUAGACAUUUUAAUAAAUUAUUGUUAAUUAUAAGGACGCUCAUUCAGUUUGUAAAGUCAUUGCUUACAUCGACAGAACUACGUUUCCAUAAAAUGUAACCACUAUUCAUUAGGAAUUCCGAAUUAUUUAUAAAAUUGUAAUAACUAUUUGAUAAUAUACUUGAGUAGCUUGUAGUUCUGGUACUAAUUUGGUUUAUUUUCCCUGGCCUAUACCUACAGUUAAAUAUAGGUAUAAACUAAACAAAAGU